AUGGGCAAUUUGUGCGAUUGCUGUGGCGUGCGGGACAAGGAGCGGAUCGGCUUGCCAGAGUAUAGGAGCGGCGGCAACAGCCAGUACGGCUUUGCUCUUGCGAAGAAUGAUAGGGCGAGGAUGGAGGAUGCUGUCUCCAUGGAGGAAAACGUGGCAGGGCACAAGUGCCUUGCCGUCUUUGACGGCCACGGUGGCGACAAGGCUGCCCGGCGGGCGCAGGAGUUGCUGCCCAAGCAGCUUGAUCUUCACCUCCAGCAGCAGUCGAGCACGAAGGAGGAGGCUGUGAUGAACGCCUUCCAUGCCGUCGAGAUGCUCAUGCAGCCAGAACUGGCUGAGGAAGCCAAAGUGAUGUCGUCAGGGGCGUCGUCCGGGACCGUCACCUGUGUGGCCCUUCUCCGAGAGAAGGAGCUUCUGUUGAUAAAUCUGGGCGAUUGCCGCGGCGUGGUUUGCGGAUCGGCGAAGGUGACGAUCACAACGAAGGACCACUCACCGGAGAAAGAGACCGAGAAGCAGCGCCUGGCAGAGAGUGGAGUGACGGUGGAGGGUGGUUACGUUGAUGGCAAGGUGCAGGUUUCCCGGGCUUUCGGCGACAUCCUGGACAAGACCGGAGAAAAGAUCCCUGGUCUGAUCAGCAGACCGGAGCUGACAGCCAUCCAAGUAACGGACAAUACCGAGUUCGUGAUCCUUGCUUCGGAUGGCAUUUGGGAUGGAAUUCAAUCGCAGACGGCCGCGACGACUGCGAGGAAAGUGCUUCGCGAGACGCGGUCUCCAGAAGAGGCUGCAAAAGCUGUGGUUGAAGCCGCAGGGAAGGCAACCAAGGCAGAUAAUGCCGCCGUGAUCGUCUUGGCGCUGAAUGUGCCAGACCCCGUCCCAAAACGAGAUGCGGCCCAGAGCCGCUUCCGGCGGAGCUCCAAGACGGAGUGA
This is a messenger RNA of Symbiodinium sp. CCMP2592, 924 nucleotides long. The record is from the annotation of a GenBank genome assembly. NCBI's taxonomy places the organism in Eukaryota, Dinophyceae, Suessiales, Symbiodiniaceae.